GUAAAACUAUGCUCCGUUAGCAGUUGUCUCCGUAUUUGACACUAUGAAAUACAUCUGGCUGGCAAAUGUCAUUGCCCACAAUUGGGACUCUUGUUAUUGCUUGCUUCUUCUUCCACGAUGCAGCGACGUUGACGAACGACACGUCAGUGAGCCCCUUCCUGGCCGACGGCAUGGGCAACGUGUACACUGCCUUCGAAGGGAACGGCUUCUUCUCCCUGGAUGAUGGCAGCUCGGCCAACCUGGCGCUGUGCGGGGUGCGCUGGACCGACCAGGACGCCGCGGUGUUCUGCCGGCAAAAGGGCCGCCAGCUCUACAGGACCUACACCAAUUCCUUCUUCGGCGCGCACAACCCUUCCUCGGCCGACGUGCUGGUGGUGACUUUCCCCGUGGAUUUCGUGUGCGACGGGACGGAGACUUCGCUGCUUGAUUGCCCGGCCAAGAGCACGAACAAAAAAGGGCAGUGUUACGACGGCAACGACGCCAGCCUUGCAUGCCUGUUCAGAGAGGAACCAGCAGACUUCGCCGUCCGGCUGGCCGGGAGUUCCGACAUCAACGCCGGGCGUGUGGAGGUCAAGCACCAGGGCACCUGGGGCAGCGUGGAGGCCAUCGUCGUGGAGCGCAAGCGGGAGUACGGCGACGUGGUCUGCCGGAUGCUGGACCUAGGCUUCGCCACCGAGGUCACCCCUCACCGGGACGAGUUCGGGGAGAGCACGCUGCCCGUAGUCGUGGGCGGGGUGGCCUGCACCGGCGCGGAGCCCUCGCUGGCCCAGUGCGGCGAGAACUUGGAGUUCGUAAACGACGUGUUUCAGAACAUGACAAGAGAUGACACGGUGGUACACUGCUCCGGUCAGAUGGAAAAGAUGGUCCCCAGCUUGUAG
This is a messenger RNA of Patiria miniata (bat star), 878 nucleotides long. RefSeq names its product deleted in malignant brain tumors 1 protein-like. The record is from RefSeq and is a predicted model, not a curated record. Gene Ontology annotation, cellular component: membrane. NCBI's taxonomy places the organism in Eukaryota, Metazoa, Echinodermata, Asteroidea, Valvatida, Asterinidae. The transcript has 4 exons. Bases 66 to 878 code for a protein of 270 amino acids.